AUGGUACAGAAAAAGAGUGUGCUCUUCGUGUGCCUAGGAAAUAUUUGUCGUUCUCCCAUAGCCGAAGCGGUUUUUCUGGAUAUUAUUAAGAAAAGAGGUAUUCAAGAUGAAUGGGUAGUGGAGAGCUCCGCUAUAAUCGGGUUCCACACUGGCAAGCCUCCCGAUCGCCGCGCUCUUAGUACCCUAAAGAAGUUUGGAAUUACCGAUUAUGAGCAUAGAGCCAGAGUGACUAGUACUGCUGAUUUACGUGAAUUUGAUUAUAUUUUUGGGAUGGAUGAAAGCAACAUAAGUGAUCUUAAAGACUUGGAGAAACAAACGGAAUCGAAGGCUAAAAUACAACUGCUAGGAGAGUUUGACCCUGAAGGGAAUCGGAUCGUUCCCGAUCCUUAUUACGAACCCGGAGAAGCAAUAAACAUUUGUGCCCUCAGCACUAUGACGUCGCCCUCUUGUUAUGUGAUGUACCUGAUUCUUCGACGAGAUCUUAUGUCAUCGCUGGGUUGGCCAAUGGGUGCGGUUUGCACACAGGCAGCUCAUGCGGCCUCAGCUGCAAUGUGGUUAUUCAGAAAUGACCCCAAUACGGAGGAAUAUACAAAAGAAUUGGAUUCGAUGCAUAAAAUCACUUUAGGGGUUGAUUCGGAGGAUGAGUUGAUCAAAGUACAUGAGCGAUUAAAAGGAAGGGAAGUGGAUCAUAAAGUUUGGGUUGAAGAUGGCCAGUCUGUAUGCAUUGCUUUGAAACCGUACCCAAAGGAACAAGUCAAGAAUGCUCUCAAAGGACUCAAACUUUUCUGA
This is a messenger RNA of Haemonchus placei, 789 nucleotides long. The record is from the annotation of a GenBank genome assembly. NCBI's taxonomy places the organism in Eukaryota, Metazoa, Nematoda, Chromadorea, Rhabditida, Trichostrongylidae.